Messenger RNA from Candida dubliniensis CD36, 1692 nucleotides. RefSeq lists its product as uncharacterized. The record is from RefSeq and is a predicted model, not a curated record. NCBI's taxonomy places the organism in Eukaryota, Fungi, Ascomycota, Pichiomycetes, Serinales, Debaryomycetaceae. The transcript has a single exon. The coding region runs from base 1 to 1692 and encodes 563 amino acids.
AUGGCAGUUGAUUUUUCUUUUGCUUUCUCUCAUUUUUUUCUAUUCUGGUUCUCCAUCAUUAAAUGGUUGCUUAGGAAACACCACAAGCAACCCUCCAAUAUGAGAAUUCGCAGAUUACCAAAAAAAUCAGAAGCUAAAAAGGUAUCCUUACCUUCUACUGCUACGGAAUAUUUAGAACAAGGAUCAAUUGAUGAAGAGUCUGGCGAAAGAUGGUUGGGUUCUGAUGUAAGCAAAUGCUUGAGGUUUUUUAAUAAAGCAUACUUGAACUACCUUCAAGCCAUUAAGUUAGAUCCUAAAUUAUUGGAUGCCCAUUAUAAUUCUGUGAGAUUGUUAUUGCAUGCGUGCCAGAUUUUUAAGAGGAUACCGACAAGCCAUGAAAUUGCAAUUGAAAAUGCAUCUUUGGAAGUGGUGCAAAAUAUUUCAGACAUUAGAAUUGCUUACGAGAAUAGUUUGAACAGUGCUCAACGGUUGGAUCAAGUGCUGAAUGAUUUAUUAUAUAAUUAUGCAAUUGUUUAUCUCGAAUGGUUAGAGUCGCAGCAAGAAGAAGAGGAAGAAACUGGUUCCCUGGUGAGUUUUGAACAAGUAGUGGAGGUAUAUGAUAGAGUACAAGGGAUUUUUCAAAACUUAUUAAACAGUCAGUUAGAAGAACUAGAACGAUUUGUAAAUGAUCUAAAAAGUAUUGAUAGCAAUAAUAUCGGUGGUGGUGAUAUAUACGAUGGAAAUAGCUCUAGUAGCGGUGACGAAACAAAACAAGAAGAGCUUACAAGUGAAGAAGUUGUCCAGCCAACAGACUUGUUUGAAACUGUCUUGUCAUCUUACAAGUUGAUUCAAUCAGUCUAUGAGAGCGUUUCCUCAAACGAUUUGAUACUGUCAGUUAGUCAAUUAGUUUCCCCUUUGUUGGAGAUAAAUGAUAGAGUGGCCAACGAGUUGAUCAUAAAGUACAGCGAGGCUUCACAUGUCAACAGUAUGGUCAGUAAUAUAACGUUGAAAGAUGUCAAUGAGUUGAAAUUGGUUAAAUUGAACCUUUUAGCAUUAGCAGAAACAGAUAUAUUUAGGCUGUUGGAUAUAUGGAAAAUUGAUAAUGAAAUACCUGAAACAUUACCUGAAAAAUUUAUGGUGGUAUCCGAUAGUUUACAAGCAUUAUUGGAUAGAAACGAUAUAAAUCUACUGACAAUAAACUCGCAAGGUACGGAAUCUGAUAAAGAUACAUUCUGGAAGAUUCUCACUUUUCAAAAUAACAUGUUGAAGAAAGCCCAAGAGUUGUUGAAUGAUCAGAUGCAGUCGCAAAAAAAGAGUAACUUGCAACUGGAGGAUUUGGGUAGUUUAAUUGCUCAAAUAAGUGAAGUGGUUAUUGCAAGAGCUGAUAUCGAAUUGCAAAGGAGUCUGAUAAAGAAUUAUUCUCAGUCAGUGAAUAAUCACCUGAUAUUAAUGACCAAUUGUAAGAAUUUAUUGAAGAAUGCUAUCAACAUUGCCAGCUUGAAUGGUGGGUUGAGGGAGAGAAUGAUGGUAAAAGUAAAUCGUGAGCAAUGCAAAUUAGAAGCUGUCUUCAGGUUAUGCAUCUUGGAAAAUAAGACUAGUGUUGAAGAGUUAGACAGAGCCAUGACGAGAAACAAAUGGGUCAAUGAAUUACCAAAUUUGAAAAAACUGGGACUAUACGAUGACUUUGGAUUAAAUAAAAUAAUCAUCCCAUGA